UCGACGUGGCGUUUGCUUUUUACUGUUACGAAGUCUUUGAAAUAAUCUAACUGAUUGGGUGAGACUGUUAAAGGAGUGAUUAUGGCCAGCUGGUUUACUGGGUUGGCUGGAAAGGCGGAAGCUUUGUUGGAACGUGUCGAUCAAACAGCAGCAGACACGCUUAAGACUCCAAGAAAAGAAACGUCGAAUAAAGUGACGAGAGCGGUAAAGAGUAGCAACAGAACGUUUUCUCUGGAAGGGGCGGGGACUGGCUUAUCCGGGGUUUCUUCUACUAUUCAGUCAACAUUACCGCGGGUGGCAAGUGAAGGCUUUUUGAACAGAGACUCGCGGGAGGGACGAGGGGAACGAAAAUCGCCGUUACAGACGGCAAACUUAGCAGCAUCACUAACCAGACCAAAGUCAUCUCAACAGCUACAGAACGUGGCUGUAACUGAUGAGCAACUGUUUGAGUUUUUGAAUGCUCCUGGAGAUUCAAGACAAACACGAAAGUCUUCACUGGAUUCUACAAUCUUAGUUGAUAGUAGAGAGACACUAAAUCCUGUGAAAUUGGAAUUGACAUCAAUGGAAGUAUCUGUUGAUUCCAAUAGGGAAGAUAUCGUAGAUGGUCCACCAGGUGGACAAACACAAGCAUCAACAUCAAUGACAUCAAGUGUUGAGCAGGGAUUAAGAGAGCAGGUAUCAAAUUUGGAAUUGGAGAACAGAUUGUUGAAAAGAGAAGUCACUUCGUUGAAUCAGGAGCUGACAAAUGUCGCUGAUCGAGCGAGACAAGCAGAAAAGACAAUGACGGAUUUGAGGAAGCAACUUGAUUCAAAUAGACAAACAUCCUAUCGAAGUGACAAUCUAGUAAGAGAAUUACAAGGUCGUCAUGAUGAUCUUGUUGAAACAUUGGCUGCACGAGAUUCACAGAUUGCUGUUUUAAGAGUGAAGCUUCAAGAAGCUGAUGAAAAGUCAGAUUCAAAUCUUCAGAAGAUUGAGUCUCUAAAGGUACAGAAUGAGCGAGUCUUACAAGAUCACUCUGAUUCUCAUGGAGUACAGCAUCAGGUUCUAGAGGAACUGAGACAGAAACUGGAAGAGGCAGAGAACGGCUUGAAGGGGGAACGUGCCGCUUUGUUUGCUGCUCAGACUCAAAAUGUCCAACAACAAACUCAGAUGGAAAGUGAACGACGACAGUUGACUGAUAGUCUCAGAGAAGCACAGCAGAAGCUAACUGAAGAGAGACGUCGUGUUAACGAGCACAGUCAAGCUAUAAAGAAUGCUCGUACUGAUGCUGAUUCUUCAAGAAAGGAGUUGAGUGAAUAUAAACAAAAAGCACAGCGAAUAUUACAGUCUAAAGAUCAACUUAUCAAUGAACUGAAAAGUGGAUCCAGCAGCAACGAUGCAAGUGUAUCAUCAGUAGCAAUAGUGGCAGAAGUAGAGCAGGUAAAGAAAGAGAGAGAUCUGUUGAGUGAGGAAGCACGAGCUUGUCAGUUGCAGUUAGAUCAUGUUAGGAUGGAACUACAGGACGCUGAACAGCAGCAUCAGCUUGAAAUGGAUGAGAAAAGUGAGAGGGUGACAGAGCUUGAGGAGCUGUUGGAUGCCGAGAGAAGGCAAAGGGAAGUGACAGAACAGGAGUCUGCACGUAGACUACAGGAAGUAGAAUACACACAGACAGAGGUGUUCAGAGAGAAAACAGUAUUACGUAGUCAGCUCCAGGAACGAGACACUGAAAUACACAAACUAAGGAGUCAGUUGACAACUCGUGCUACGGUGUCUGUGAGUCAGUCAGAGUUGGAGUCUAGGAUCCACUCUCUGACAGAGAAUCUCAUACAGAAGCAGACAGUGAUUGAAGCUCUGACAUCAGAGAAGAUGUCACUCUCAAUGCAACUGGAGAGAACGCAACAUGAUUUGACAAAAGCGCAAGCUGAAAUGAAGCCUAUAAAUGGACCAACAGUCCUACAGGGAUUUGUUGAAGACAGUGGCACUGCAAAAAUGCGACCGAUGUCAUCUAUUCUAUCAUCUGAUGUGGUCACUUCAGACCAAGAGACCAAGUUUAGACAAGGAGUUCGAAAAGCUGCCAAUACAGUCGAUCGCUUUAGCAUCCGGUUUGGCCGUUUUCUUCGAGUGUACCCAAGUGCCAGGGUAUUUCUCCUGGUCUACAUGCUGGUGCUUCACCUGUGGGUGCUGUUCAUUCUAUUGACGUACAGUCCAGAAAUACAUCAAAUGACAAUAUAAGUAAUCGAGGUUAAUACAGAUGUAUUCACAUAGUAAAUACAAUUGAUGUCAAGACAA
Molecule: messenger RNA, 2268 nt
Organism: Corticium candelabrum
Lineage: Eukaryota; Metazoa; Porifera; Homoscleromorpha; Homosclerophorida; Plakinidae
Product: golgin subfamily A member 5-like
Exons: 6
Coding region: 82-2211 (709 amino acids)
Biological process (GO): Golgi organization; retrograde transport, vesicle recycling within Golgi
Cellular component (GO): Golgi cisterna; Golgi membrane
Source: RefSeq, a predicted model, not a curated record